AGCUGGCGGCGGGGACAUGUGAGAAACAUGGCUCGGCGGUAUGUGUGCGUGCUGGCCCUGGCGGCUGUGCUGCUGCUCGUUUUUGCUACCGUCUCCAGAUCGAAGGGCCUGAGGGGCAGGGAGCAUCAACAGACGUCUCGAAUCCCUUCUCAGUUCAGCAAAGAGGAGCGCGUCGCGAUGAAAGAGAAGUUGAAAGGUGCCAUCCAGAUUCCAACGGUGUCUUUCAGCCAAGAGGAGUACAAUACUUCAGCCCUGGCUGAGUUUGGAGAAUACAUUCGUAAAGUCUUUCCUACAGUAUUCAGCACCAGCUUUAUCCAGCAUGAAACUGUGGGAAACUACAGCCACCUGUUCACUGUCCAAGGCUCAGAUGCCAGCUUGCAGCCCUACAUGCUGUUGGCUCACUUUGACGUGGUACCUGCCCCUACGGAAGGCUGGGAAGUGCCCCCAUUCUCUGGACUGGAACGUGAAGGCUUUAUCCAUGGUCGGGGAACCCUGGACAACAAGAACUCUGUGAUGGCAAUCCUGCAUGCCUUGGAGCUCCUGCUGAUCAGGAACUACAUCCCUCGAAGAUCUUUCUUCAUUUCUCUGGGCCAUGAUGAAGAGGUAUCAGGUAUGAAUGGGGCUCAGAAGAUCUCAGCCCUGCUACAGGCAAGGGGCGUCCAGCUAGCCUUCAUCGUGGACGAGGGUAGCUUUAUCCUGGAUGGCUUCCUUCCCAACAGCAAGAAGCCUUUUGCCAUGAUUUCAGUCUCAGAGAAGGGUGCGAUUAACCUCAGGCUACAAGUAAACAUGACUCCAGGCCACUCUGCUGCUCCUCCAAAGGAGACAAGCAUUGGCAUCAUCGCAGCUGCUGUCAGCCGACUGGAACAGACGCCAAUGCCUAACAUGUUUGGAAGCGGACCACUGGAGACGGCAGUGCAGCAACUGGCAAGUGAGUUUCCCUUCCCUGUCAACAUAGUCUUGAGCAACCUGUGGCUAUUUGGACCCCUGGUAAGCAGGUUAAUGGAGAGAAAUUAUAUAAUGAAUGCACUGGUCAGGACCACUAUGGCACUCACCAUGUUCAAUGCAGGGGUCAAGGUGAAUGUCAUCCCUCCAGUGGCCCAGGCCACAAUCAACUUGCGGAUUCACCCUGCACAGACAGUCCAAGAGGUCCUAGAAUUUGUCAAGAAUGUUGUGGCUGAUGACCGAGUCCAGUUCCACGUGUUGAAUGCCUUUGACCCCCUGCCCAUCAGUCCCUUUGAUGACCAGGCCUUGGGUUACCAGCUGCUCCGCCAGACCAUACAGUCUGUCUUCCCGGAAGUCAGUAUUGUCACCCCAGGUAUUUGUAUUAGCAACACGGAUAGCCGACACUUUACAAACCUCACGACUGACAUCUACCGGUUCAACCCCGUCAACCUACACCCUGAGAGCUUCAAGAGCAUCCAUGGAAUCAAUGAGAAAAUAUCAGUCCAAGGCUAUGAGACUCAGAUGAAAUUCAUCUUUGAGUUCAUCCAGAAUGCUGACACAGAUGAGCAGCCAGUCCCUCACCUGCAUGAACUGUGAGGUCAAGGAGCAGCUGGAUUAGGUGUGCAACCCCGGGCCAGGAAUAUCUCAAGGGGGAUAAGAGUGGGGGUGUGCCAAUGAUGAUGAAACUUUUGGUCAAAGCCACAUCAUAAUACAUUUCCCACCUGCCUUGCUCACUUC
Molecule: messenger RNA, 1680 nt
Organism: Otolemur garnettii (small-eared galago)
Lineage: Eukaryota; Metazoa; Chordata; Mammalia; Primates; Galagidae
Gene: PM20D1
Product: peptidase M20 domain containing 1
Exons: 13
Coding region: 28-1539 (503 amino acids)
Biological process (GO): amino acid metabolic process
Molecular function (GO): hydrolase activity, acting on carbon-nitrogen (but not peptide) bonds, in linear amides
Source: RefSeq, a predicted model, not a curated record